UAGGAUAUCCAUAUCAAUGGUCGAUAUCCUAGAAUGGUCCCCAGGAUAUCUUAGGCCGAUUUUUUGGAUAUCCUUAAGAGAUCCUUUUGAUAUCCAAAGGACAUCCCUAGGAUAUCUGCGGGAUAUUAUCAAUAUAUCCCAAGAUAUUUUGUGUUAUUAGGGUUAAAAUUACUUUUAUUAGUCUGUAAAAAAUACACGAAAAUAAUUUAAUUAUUUAACGCAUAAUUAUGCAAAAUAAUUGACAUAGAAAAAAUAUCAAAUAGAACAUGAGUUCUAAGAAUUAUAUAAUUAUGUAUAUAAACUAUUUGUAGAUGUAAUUGAUAAACCUUAGUGAUAACAAAACAUAAGAUCACAACCUGUUAAAUGAUAUGUAUAAAUCACAAAAACUAGUAUUUAUCAAUAAUUUAAUAUAAAUUAACUUACAAAGAUUGUCUUCAUUUUUAAAAGUGUUAUUUCACUAAGAAAUUGUGUAAAACAUUUACCUGAAUUUAUUGUGAUUAAGUGUAAAGUUAAAAUGAAAAUAUUAUUUAAAGUCAGUGUUUUCUUUGUGCUUAUCUACAAUGUCUUCAAUAUUUCUGCUGAUUCGUUUAUAAAAUGUAAAGAAAAUAUGAAAUUUUUUUCUGAAGAAGGAAGAGAAUUUUGUGAUUGCAAAGAUACUUUUCUCUAUCAUGUUUCGGAUAAUUUUUGUUACGAUGCCUAUAGACAAGGUCCCUGUUCAAUUGGACAUUACUUUAUACUUCCUCCAGGAGAAGCAUUAGCAACAUGUGAAAAAAAUCCCUGUGAUGUUGAUGGUCUUGUUCCUUUUAAUGGAAAAUGUCACUUUCUUUGGAAAUCCGGAAAUCCUUGCAAAGAUAAUAACACGUAUUUAGGAAUCAACAAAGAAUUUCAAAUUGAAUGUGGCAGUUCUAAAUAUUUAGGCAGCAUUGAUCGUUUGAAAUCCUCAAAAUCUUGUCCAGAGAAUACCUAUAUGAUUCCAGUGGAUGAAAAUAAUACGCAAUACAAUUGUGAAUGUAAAGAAACAUUUAUAUUUUCGGAACAAAAUAAAUCCUGUUAUCAAGCAUACAGGCAGGGUCCUUGUUUGGAAGGGAAUUAUUUUAUAUUUUCUCCAUCGGGAAAUGAAUCUAAAUGUGAGGAAAAUCCUUGUCAUGAUGAUGGAUUGGUGCCUUUCGAAGGAAAUUGUCAUCGAAUAUACAAAAGUGGAAUUCCAUGCUCUGAUGAAUUUCAAGUUUUAACAGUCAGCAGAAAUAAUUUUCAAUUAAUGUGUAUUCACUUUAGUCAACUGUCAAAACAGUAUGAUCGCGUAGUUAGCAAACUGCCAAAACAGAAUAAAAACAUAUACCAACUAAGAGGAGGAUUGUUAUCCACUUCACAACAACCUGGAAUUAUAAAUCCUCCACAGAAAGCAUGUCCUCCAGCAACCUUUCCAGAAGCUUGUUGAAAUUCUCCUGCAACUUUACGUAGCAAGCUUACAGCAAUCUUUCACGGCAAGCUUGCCGCAAUCAUUCUUAGUAUGCUUGCAGCAAUCUUUCAUGGCAAGAUUGCAGCAAGCUUUCCUGGAAAGCUUACAGCAAGGUUUCACGGCAAGAUUGUCCUGGGUGGGACACUUCGCUAGCUCAGACAAGCUUGCACGGUAAGCUUGCCGCAAGUUUCCGUGCUAUCUGGGACGAAAUAUGAAAAGUGAAAUCCGAAAUUUUAAAAGUGGAAUACGGAAUGGGAAAAAUGGAAUACGGAAUUUUGAAAGUGGGAUCUGGAAUUUGGAAUCCGGAAAAAGUUACGGACCAGUAAAUUUUGGUAAUGCGACAAUAUAUUGAACUAUUAGCGCUAUGAUCGAUAUAAGAUCGCAGAGGCAAACUAUUGACCCUAUUUACCCUUAUUCUAGGAUAUUUGAUAAUUUUAUUUCUCGAAAUAACGUCAAGAAAUAUUUUUCCAUUACAAUAUAAUAUAGAUAGCAUUUAUAAAAUUGAAAGCUAAACUACUAAGGAUAUGUCAUGCGUUUUCGGAUGUAUUUAUUUACUGGUUUUCCUUGAAAUAAAAACAUGUUUAACUUUAUAACA
Messenger RNA from Leptopilina boulardi, 2054 nucleotides. RefSeq lists its product as uncharacterized. Lineage: Eukaryota; Metazoa; Arthropoda; Insecta; Hymenoptera; Figitidae. The coding region runs from base 515 to 1438 and encodes 307 amino acids. The record is from RefSeq and is a predicted model, not a curated record. The transcript is spliced from 4 exons.